AUGUCUACAAAUACCACAAACUCAGUAGUUGCUAACGAAUGGACUGCCUCUAAAGUCAGAUCCACCUUUUUGGACUUCUUUACCAAGAAAAAGGGCCACACAUAUGUCCCAUCAUCAUCGGUGGUUCCUCACAAUGAUCCAACUCUUUUAUUCGCCAAUGCUGGUAUGAAUCAAUAUAAACCUAUUUUCUUGGGUACUGUUGAUCCAGCUAGUGAUUUUGCCAGUUUGAAAAGAGCUGCCAAUUCCCAAAAGUGUAUUAGAGCCGGGGGUAAACAUAACGAUUUGGAAGAUGUUGGUAGAGAUUCUUACCAUCACACUUUCUUCGAAAUGCUUGGUAACUGGUCAUUUGGCGACUAUUUCAAGAAGGAAGCCAUUGACUGGUCCUGGGAAUUAUUAACUCAAGUUUACGGGUUAGACAAGGAUAGAUUGUAUGUCACCUAUUUUGGUGGUGACGAAAAACAAGGCUUGCAACCAGAUUUGGAAGCCAAACAAUUUUGGUUGAAUGUUGGUGUUGCUGAAGACCAUAUUUUACCAGGUAGUGCCAAGGACAAUUUCUGGGAAAUGGGUGAUCAAGGGCCAUGUGGUCCAUGUUCGGAAAUUCAUUAUGACAGAAUUGGUGGUGGUAGAAACGCUGCUGAUUUGGUUAAUAUGGAUGAUCCAAAUGUUUUGGAAGUUUGGAACGUUGUCUUUAUUCAAUAUAACCGUGAACCAGAUUCAAGCUUGAGAACUUUACCAAAUAAACAUAUUGACACUGGUAUGGGUUUUGAAAGAUUGGUUUCUAUUUUACAAGAUAAAUCUUCCAAUUAUGACACUGACGUUUUUGGACCAAUCUUUGACAAGAUCACUCAAAUUACCGGUGUUAGACCAUAUGCUGGUAGAUUCGGUGCUGAAGACAAGGACGGUAUUGAUACUGCUUAUAGAGUCAUUGCUGAUCACGUUAGAACUUUAACAUUUGCCAUUUGUGAUGGUGGUGUCCCAAAUAAUGAAGGUAGAGGUUACGUCUUGAGACGUAUCUUGAGAAGAGGAUCUCGUUAUGUUCGUAAGUAUAUGAACUAUCCAAUUGGUUCAUUCUUCCAACAAUUGGUUGAUGUUGUUAUUGAACAAAACAAGGAAAUCUUCCCAGAAAUCGUUCAUGGUGCUUCUGACUUGAAGGAAAUCUUGAAUGAAGAAGAAGUUUCCUUUGCCAAGACUUUAGACCGUGGUGAAAAGUUGUUUGAACAAUAUGCCAUCAUUGCUUCCAAGACCCCAGAACAAACCUUGUCUGGUAAGGAUGUUUGGAGAUUAUACGACACUUAUGGUUUCCCAGUUGAUUUAACCAGAUUAAUGGCUGAAGAAGCUGGAUUAAAGAUUGAUGAACCAGGUUUUGAACGUGCCAAAGAAGAAUCUCGUGAAGCUUCUAAAGGUACCGGUACCAAGAACGGUACUACUUUGAUCAAAUUGGAUGUCCAUGCUUUGUCCAGCUUGGAAACUGAACUAGUUCCAAAGACUGAUGAUGAAUACAAAUAUGGUACUGAAAAUAUUGAAGCCAAGAUUGUUUCUAUUUAUGAUGGUGCUGAAUUUGUUACCAAGAUCAAUGAUUCUACCAAGCAAUAUGGUAUCUUAUUAGACAAGACUCCAUUCUAUGCUGAACAAGGUGGUCAAGAAUAUGAUACCGGUAAGUUAGUCAUUGACGGUAAGAGUGAAUUCACCGUUGACAAUGUUCAAGUUUAUGGUGGGUACGUUUUACAUACUGGUACCAUCACUGAAGGUGAGUUAUCUGUUGGUGAUUCCAUCAUUGCUUCAUAUGACGAGUUGAGAAGAUGGCCAAUCAGAAACAACCAUACUGGUACCCAUGUUUUGAAUUAUGCUUUACGUGAAGUUCUUGGUGACUCCGUUGACCAAAAGGGUUCCUUGGUUGCUCCAGAAAAGUUGAGAUUUGAUUUCAGUCAUAAGCAAGCUUUAUCUACUGCUGAAUUAGAAAAGGUUGAAGCCAUCUCUAACAAGUAUAUUAAAGACAACAAGACUGUUUACUACCAGGAUGUUUCCUUGAGUCAAGCUAGAGAAAUCAAUGGUUUAAGAGCUGUUUUCGGUGAAACUUACCCAGAUCCAGUUAGAGUUGUUUCUAUUGGUGUUCCAGUUGACACUUUAUUAUCCAAUCCUAAGAACCCAGAAUGGCACGAAGUUUCCAUUGAAUUCUGUGGUGGUACCCAUGUUGGUGAAACCGGAGAAAUCAAGGAUUUGGUUGUCAUUGAAGAAUCUGGUAUUGCCAAGGGUAUUAGAAGAAUUGUUGCUGUUACUGGCCACGAUGCUAGAAACGUUCAACGUUUAGCUUCUGAAUUUGACCAAGAAUUAGAUCUUGCUGACAAGUUGCCAUUUGGUCAAGAUAAGGAAGCCAGAGCCAAGGAAUUAGGUGUUAGAUUGAAGCAAUUGUCAAUUUCCGUAUUGGAAAAGCAAAAAUUGAAUGCCAAAUUCAACAAGUUGGACAAGUCCAUCAAAGACAAUCUCAAGGCCAUUCAAAAGGAAGAACUGAAGAAAACAUUGGAUGUUGUUAAACAAUGGUUAGACCAAGAAAAGCCUGCUGAUUUCCUUGUUAGCCAUGUUCCAAUCAAUGCCAACGCCAAGGCUAUAACCGAAGCUUUCAACUUAAUCAAGAAACAAGACAAGACCAAGUCUGUUUACUUGAUUACUGGUACUUCUGGUAAAGUUGCUCAUGGUUGUUAUAUUUCUGAUGAAGCAAUUGCUAAAGGUGUUGAUGCCACUGUUUUAGCCAAGGCUGUUAGUGACAAGAUUGGUGGUAAAGCUGGUGGUAAGGGUAACAUUGUUCAAGGUAUGGGUGAUAAGCCAGAAGGAAUCAACACCGCUGUUGAAGAAGUUACCAAGUUAUUAGCUGAGAAGUUGUAA
Messenger RNA from Spathaspora passalidarum NRRL Y-27907, 2880 nucleotides. It is a transcript of the gene ALA1, whose product is annotated as alanine--tRNA ligase. The transcript has a single exon. Bases 1 to 2880 code for a protein of 959 amino acids. Gene Ontology annotation, biological process: tRNA modification; alanyl-tRNA aminoacylation. Gene Ontology annotation, cellular component: cytoplasm; mitochondrion. Gene Ontology annotation, molecular function: amino acid binding; alanine-tRNA ligase activity; ATP binding. NCBI's taxonomy places the organism in Eukaryota, Fungi, Ascomycota, Pichiomycetes, Serinales, Debaryomycetaceae. The record is from RefSeq and is a predicted model, not a curated record.